Messenger RNA from Malus domestica (apple), 2290 nucleotides. RefSeq names its product bZIP transcription factor 29-like. The record is from RefSeq and is a predicted model, not a curated record. Gene Ontology annotation, biological process: regulation of DNA-templated transcription. Gene Ontology annotation, cellular component: nucleus. NCBI's taxonomy places the organism in Eukaryota, Viridiplantae, Streptophyta, Magnoliopsida, Rosales, Rosaceae. Gene Ontology annotation, molecular function: DNA-binding transcription factor activity.
UAUAUAUACAUAAAGAAAAACGCGUCCUUGUGAGAAAAUUGUCUGAAGUUCAUCGUGGCAACAUUGUAUUUGUAGUCAACAAAUACAAUUUUAUAUGAUCAAAACGCCGUGAAAUCACCGCCUUUUGACAUUUUUGAUUAUCUCUUGUCUUGCCAUUCUGCAGUUCUACCGAGCACCAAAGCAGGCCGGUCAGCUCCAAGGGAUUAUAUAUAAUGAGGUACUCUGCACCCAUAAUCUUUGACUAAUCCCAUUUUUUUAUUCUCUCUUUAGGGUUCGAUUCCGUUUCUUCGAUUUGGGUUUUUUCGGGUUUAUAGAUUUUUGAUAAAAAGUAGGAAACUUGGGUGGUUUUUUCGGAUGAAUCGAGGAUUUUAGAGCUUUUUAGCUGAGCUUAAAUGGAGGGCAGUGAUGACACUGGUAGUGGUAGUGGUAGUGGUAGUGCCAAGCAGCAGCGGCCUAAUCCAACUUUUGGGUCGUCGUCUUUCUCGAUUCCUAAGCCAAACAGCAAUUUAGAUAUUCCGAAUUUCAACCCUUCUUCUCAGAUGGGUCUCCCCAUGCGUCAAUCUUCCCCUAGUUUGAGUCCUGAGAACAGUAAGAGGCCCGGGAUUCCUCCUUCGCACCCGAAUAACCACAAUUCGAUGCCUUUUUCGAAUGUCAUGAGGCCUCAAUCGCGUUCUUGGCAGUUGGGAACACAGAAUUUGAGCCCAGGGUCAUCCCACACUAGGUCUUUGUCUCAGCCUCCGGUUUUCUCGCUUGAUUCCCUGCCCCCAUUGAGCCCUUUGACUUACCGCGACCCCUCGGGUCCUUCUCCGUCUGACCCGAAUUCAGUUGAGGUUUCCAUGGAGGAGACUGUUAAUUCUCAGGGACCUUCACUUCGUUCCCCAGUUGCUGAUAGCAGUGCAUUUUGGGCUGGAGACGGCCUUCCCCCUCGCAGAAGGCACCGGCGCUCUAACAGUGAUGUUCCGUUAGGAUUCUCAGCUAUCAUUCAAUCUUCGCCUCAGUUGAUUCCCAUUGGGCGGCAAACAAGUUUGGAUGGAUCGGCUUCUGGGAGAGACAAUUCAGGGAUUGGAAAGCCAAAUCAGCUGAUGAAACAGGGAUCAAAUGGGAAUGCAGAGGGAAUGGAUGAGAGGAAAUCGGGGGGAGAGAUUGCGGAUGAUUUGUUUAAUGCAUACAUGAAUUUGGAGAACAUUGACAAAAUGAACUCGUCCGGUAAUGAGGAUAAGGAUUUGGAUAGCAGAGCCAGUGGCUCGAAGACAAACGGGUGUGAGAGUAGUGAUAAUGAAGUGGAAAGUGGUCUAAAGGGGAAUGGUAACGGCAGGCAGAGGCCAGGUUCUGGUUUUCCGAAUGAGAGGAGGGAAGGGCUCAAGAGGACUGCUGGCGGUGAUGUUGUAUCUAAUGUCCGACACUGUAGGAGCAUUUCAAUGGAUAGUUAUAUGGAAAGUCUGAAUUUCGAUGAUGAACCAUUGAAACCCCUGCCGCUAGGCCAACAAUCACCCAGCACUUCGCUUGAUGGGAACUCAGCCAAGUUCAGCAUGGAGUUUGGAAGUGGUGAGUUCAAUGCAAUUGAGUUGAAAAAGAUAAUGGAAAAUGAGAAACUUGCUGAGAUAGCACUAUCAGACCCCAAACGUGCAAAGAGGAUUUUGGCUAACCGUCAGUCAGCUGCUCGUUCCAAGGAGAGGAAGAUGCGAUACAUUCAAGAAUUGGAACACAAGGUGCAAACCCUGCAGACGGAGGCAACCACUUUGUCUGCCCAGUUUACAAAAUUGCAGAGAGACUCUGUGGGUCUUACAAGUGAGAACAAUGAGUUGAAAUUUCGGCUUCAAGCUCUGGAACAACAGGCCCAACUGAAAGAUGCUUUAAAUGAAGCCUUGACUGGAGAAGUGCAGCGACUAAAGCUUGCCGCUGGAGAGCUCGGUGGAGGAGAAGGCCACCUUUCGAACCGCAUGGCGCAGCAAUUAUCUAUGAACCAGCAAAUGCUUCAACUGCAGCAUCUCAACCUCUAUCAAAUGCAACAGCAGCCACAGCACCAAGCUCAACAGAACACGCAACCGCAGCAGUUCAUGCAGCAGCCUCAGCAAAAUCGACCUCCGCAUCACCAGAACGGCAACGCUGCCGCUAAGCCGGAGUUGAGCCAAUAGGUUGGCCAACACAAACGUUGGCUUGUGUUGGUCCCUUUGGUGCCAAAAUUUGUUUUGAAAUAUGAUGUCAUAUAUUAAAUCCUUUAUGUAACUGUCUAAUUUAAAUUGAAAAUUUUCCUAGUGAAAGAGUACUGCUUUGAGAUUUGUUUACUAUA